This is a messenger RNA of Vicia faba (fava bean), 1158 nucleotides long. Lineage: Eukaryota; Viridiplantae; Streptophyta; Magnoliopsida; Fabales; Fabaceae. The record is from the annotation of a GenBank genome assembly.
AUGGAAGCUGAAGGUGAUAAAACAUUGAAUGUUCAUCAACCACUACCUCCUCUAUCAACAAAACAAGAACUUGAAAGCAUCACAUAUAACAUUUUUUUAGAAACUCAAUCUCUUAAAGUAAACAACAACAACCCUAUUACAUCAUCAUCAUCAUCAUCAUCAUCAUCCCAAAACCCAUUCUUAGUUGAGAGUGAUGCAACCUCUAACAAUAUUACAAAUAACAUGGAUAAUGAUAGUUCAAAUACUAAUGACGCGGAUGGAAGUAAAACUACACCUUCUCCAACUUUUGAACUAUCAAAUAAUGAACACAAUGCCACUUCUAUAGACACAAGCAAUAAUGAAAAUCCAAAUUUAGAGGUGGCCUCCCAUGUAUCUAGAGAAUCGAGUGAUGUAAGUUCUAUAACCAAUCAUGAACAUUGUAAUGACAUAGCAGGAGGAGACCACUCAGCAUCCAUUUCAUCUGGUCAAACCCUAGAACAUGGCAUGAACAAAGGACCGGAAAUACAAAACCCUCAAGUACAAGUGAUGGAGCGUCCAAAUGAAUCGAACGCCACUUCCCCGUAUGUUUUUCCAUCUCAUGUAUUUUCUAGAAAUAACACAAAUGGCCCGGUAGAAUGGAGCACUGCAUCUAAUGAGUCUUUGUUCAGCAUUUACAUGGGUAACAUGAGUUUCUCUAGUGAAUUAGCCUGUUUUAAAUCUUGUGAAAUGGAUAAGCCAGGUGAUGCAAUCACAUGUGAUCAACCUAGUGCUUCACCGAAUAAUCAACCUCUAACACCUGUGAACAAAUUCAAUGAUAUAAGCCAAAGAACCGCUGAAUUGCAUGAAGAAGGAAUGAAGGUAACCGAAGCAAAAGCUGCUGAAACAAUGAGAGAAGUAAUAAUGGAAAGUAGUCGAACUACAGAGAUUAAGGAAGGUAAAAAAUCUAGUCCUCAGAUUCCUUCAGAUGGUAGCACCAAAUCCUAUGCGUUUCAAACAUCGAAAGAUAGAGAUAGAAAUGUUUCAUCGAAGGGUGCUGGAGAAAAGCAAACACCCCAAAAGAAAUCAGAACAAAAUGAAAAAACAAAAGAAGUUGAUGAGGAACCAAAGCCAAACACAAAUGCAGCUCCAACUCCAAAUAAAUGGCUAAGUUGUUUCUCAUGUUGUACAUUCUGUCAUUAG